Dibothriocephalus latus is the source of this 501-nucleotide messenger RNA. NCBI's taxonomy places the organism in Eukaryota, Metazoa, Platyhelminthes, Cestoda, Diphyllobothriidea, Diphyllobothriidae. The record is from the annotation of a GenBank genome assembly.
AUGACUGCCUAUUUUCGGGGUCACCUGAUUCUCCGGCACGACAAUGAUGGGACCCUGCCUGCUGCCGCCGACUGCGCAUCAUCAAGGCAGACUGCGCUUAGCCCGCGAGAAGUUCGGGCUCUGCGACGCAAGGAGAAAUCUCGCCUAGCAGCCAAAGUACGUCGAAACAGGGAGAGCAAUAUUCUCUCUCAGCUGAUGCACGCCCUACCCGUACCCUUGGAUGCGCCAUCAGCUACGUCGGCCAGCUCUCGUCUCAAGUCCGAGGACUCGACGACGGCGGCGCCUUGUAUCAGUGGCGUUGGUCUGGAGAAGUCGGGGGUCAUUCGCAUCGCGGGUCAGACUCUGUUUCUUUACAACAGUUUAUCACAAAUUCUGGGAACCCAGUCGACCCCACUGAUAAGCCUCCUCAGUCGCUCCAUCUAUGGCCUUUUUGUGCAUCCCAGGAACCUCACUAUCGCCUACUUGACCCCGCCUCUCGCAGAAGCACUUGGUUGGCCUUGG